AUGAAACGCACAUCCACCCUAAAAGCUAGCUUACCUGAGCAUAAAAACUAAACAAAAAAACAUGUAAAAGAGUAAAAAAUUUUCUUUUUGCAUAAAAAAAUACCCUCCUAAUUUCUUCCUUACCAUUUUCUCUUAGAAGUGUCGAAUUAAAACAAUUUAGACUUUUCUUCUCUUUUGUUGCUUUCGAUCUCUUAAAUAAAAAUCUUUUGUAUCUAUGUUAGGGUCUAACUAAAAUGGAGCAUUUUUGUAAUAGUAGCAGUAGAAUUUUUUAUAAAAUAAAAUGAUAAAAUCACAAUGAAGGAGAAAGCUCUCAAAAUGAAAUUUGAGGCCAUUUUGAAAAAAAAAUUAUAACAUUUAUAGAAAUUCUAUUAUAAAAGCAGACAAACAUAAAAUUUAGUAUUUGCGUCUCUAAAUUUAAAUAGAUUUGAUUUGAAAAUGUGA
Messenger RNA from Tetrahymena thermophila SB210, 441 nucleotides. RefSeq lists its product as hypothetical. NCBI's taxonomy places the organism in Eukaryota, Ciliophora, Oligohymenophorea, Hymenostomatida, Tetrahymenidae. The transcript has a single exon. The record is from RefSeq and is a predicted model, not a curated record.